UUGCCCACAAGCUGCAGGGUGGUAAUUUUUUCUUCCCUGUCAUCUUGGUUCCCCAGGAAAGCCCAGGAAGCUCAGGAAGUGUGGAGAGAGAUGCUACAGGCCCAGCAUCUCCUAGGACAAGGCCUGGGACCUUGUCCAGCUUGCCUCCCUCACCAGGCCCUACGUUUGCAGAGCCCACCAACUGUUUCCUGCGUCCUGCAACGGCGACCUGCGCGGAGCUGGCAGCGAGGAGAACCAGCUGCUCCGGCUGGCAACUGGCGAUCGGGCCGGGCGGACGGACCCACGGGCCGAGGGGCCGACAGACGGGCAGGCCAGACGCGGCGGCGCUUCUCCAGCAUGAAUGGAUAUGUGGAAUUUCCCCCGAACCCCAGCAACCCCACCAAGGAGCCCCUGGAGCCCCGGCCUGGCCAGGCCUUGCUGCAGGAGGAUGUAGACAUGAGCAGCGGCUCCAGCGGAAAUGAAGCCCCCGAGAACUGCUCCACGGGGCAGGACUCACAGGGCAGCGACUGCGAUGACCAUGGGAAGGAGCUGGGGAUGAUAGUGGAGCCGCCCGAUCCCCAGAGGGCCUUUAGCCUGAUGAUGGCGGAGCCUGAGCCCAACCUGUCUACCAGCGGGAGCGGCUGCAGUAGCAAGGCGUCCGCCAAAGUAGAGACUCACAAAGAGCUGAUAAAAACGCUGCGGGAGCUGAAGGUCCACCUCCCUGCGGACAAGAAGGCCAAGGGCAAGGCCAGCACACUGGCCACCCUGAAGUACGCCCUGCGGAGUGUGAAGCAGGUGAAAGCUAACGAGGAGUACUACCAGCUGCUGAUGUCCAGCGAGAGCCAGCCCUGCAGCGUGGACGUGCCCUCCUACACUGUGGAGCAGGUGGAGGGCGUCACCUCUGAGUACAUGGGGAAGAACGCGGACAUGUUUGCUGUGGCUGUGUCCCUGGUUUCGGGGAAGAUCCUGUACAUCUCUAGCCAAGUGGCAUCCAUAUUUCACUGCAAGCGGGACACCUUCAGCGACGCCAAGUUUGUGGAGUUCCUGGCGCCCCACGACGUCAGCGUGUUCCACAGCUCCACCACCCCCUGCAGGCUUCCGUCCUGGAGCGUGUGCGGCGGAGUCGAUUCCUUCACUCAGGAAUGCAUGGAGGAGAAGUCUUUCUUCUGCCGUGUCAGUGUCGGUAAGAACCAUGAGGAUGAGAUCUGCUACCAGCCGUUCCGCAUGACGCCCUACCUGGUCAAGGUGCAGGAGCCGCUGGGAGCCGAGAGCCAGCUGUGCUGUCUGCUGCUGGCGGAGAAGGUGCACUCAGGCUACGAGGCCCCGAGGAUUCCUCCUGAGAAGAGAAUUUUUACAACGACACACACGCCGAAUUGCUUGUUCCAGGACGUGGAUGAGAGGGCGGUCCCCCUCCUGGGCUACUUACCUCAAGACCUGAUUGAGACGCCCGUGCUGGUGCAGCUGCACCCCAGCGACAGGCCCCUGAUGCUCGCCAUCCACCGAAAGAUCCUGCAGUCCAGCGGGCAGCCUUUUGACUAUUCCCCCAUCCGCUUCCGCGCCCGGAACGGGGAGUACAUCACACUGGACACCAGCUGGUCCAGCUUCGUCAACCCCUGGAGCCGCAAGAUCUCCUUCAUCAUCGGGAGGCACAAAGUCAGGGUGGGCCCUUUGAAUGAGGACGUGUUCGCGGCGCCCCCGUGUGCGGAGGAGAAGGUCCUGCACCCCAGCAUCCAGGAGCUCACAGAGCAGAUCCACCGGCUGCUGCUGCAGCCUGUGCCCCACAGCGGCUCCAGUGGCUAUGGGAGCCUGGGCAGCAACGGGUCCCACGAGCACCUCAUGAGCCAGACCUCGUCCAGUGACAGCAACGGCCAGGAGGAGGCCCGGCACCGGAGAGCCGAGAUUUGUAAAAAUGGUAACAAGACCAAAACCAAAAGUCAAUUUUCCCAUGAAUCUGGAAAACAAAAGAAAAAAUCAAUUACAGAAAUGCAAAGUAGUGCCCUGGCUCAGGUGAAAGCUGUGCCUGUUGCAGAGAAGGACAGCUCGGGGACCAGCUUGCUCAAGGCCGGUUUCCCCGAUGAGCUGGCUUGCAAGGACCAGCCUGCCUGCUCCUAUCAGCAGAUCAGCUGUCUGGACGGUGUCAUCAGGUACUUGGAGAGUUGCAGUGAGGCCUCGACCCUGAAGAGGAAGUGCGAGUUCCCUGCAAACAUCCCGUCCCGAAAGGCCACAGUCAGCCCCGGGCUGCACGCCGGAGAGGCAACGGCACCCUCCAAGGUGAGCAGCCAUGCGGAAGUGAGCGCCCGCCUAAGCUCACUGGCGCUGCCCGGCAAGGCUGAGAGCGUGGUGUCCCUCACCAGCCAGUGCAGUUACAGCAGCACGAUCGUCCACGUCGGGGACAAAAAGCCGCAGCCAGAACUAGAGACGGUGGAGGACACGGCCAGCGGGCCUGAGUCCCUGGACUGCCUUCCGGGUGCCCUCGGCCAGGAGAAGGGGCCUCUGCAGAAGCUGGGCCUCACCAAGGAGGUGCUGGCCUCGCACACGCAGAAGGAGGAGCAGAGCUUCCUGCAGAAGUUCCGGGAGGUGCGGCGGCUGGACAUCCUGCAGGCCCACUGCCAGUACCUGCAGGAGAGGUCUCGGGGGCAGCUGAGCGAGCGUGCGGCUCCUGGACUAAGAAAUGCUUCUGGAAUGGAUUCUUGGAAAAGAACUGGCAAGAACAGAAAACUGAAGUCCAAACGGGCCAAGCCUCGGGACUCCUCUGAGAGCACGGGGUCUGGGGGGCCCCCGCCCCAGCGGCCCCCGCUCGUGGGCCUGAACACCACCGCCUGGUCACCCUCGGACACGUCUCAGUCCAGCUGCCCCGCAGUGCCCUUCCCUGCCCCUGUGCCCUCUUACUCCCUGCCCGUGUUCCCAGGAAUAGUGCCAGCGCCAGGCACCGUGGCGUCACCGCCAGCAGUGCCCCACCCUGGCUUCGCAGUGCCCGCUGUGGCCAUGGGCAGCCAGCACGAGUUUGCAGUGCAGCCCCUGGCUUUCCCCACCCCCAUGGCACCUGUGGUGGCCUUCAUGCUCCCUAGCUACCCCUUCCCAGCCCCCGCAAGCCUGCCCCAGGCCUUCUAUCCGGGCCACCCCACACCCCCUUGCGAGAUGACCCCUGCCUCCCAGCCUGAGUUCCCCAGUCAGACCUCCCUCCCCCGGCAGCCGUGCUCCUGCCCGGCCACCCCUGCCACCCCACCGUCAGCCACGGUGGCCACGGGCAGGGUCUCCCCACCGCUCUUCCAGUCACGGGGCAGCUCGCCCCUGCAGCUCAAUCUGCUGCAGCUGGAGGAGGCUCCCGAGGGCAGCGCAGGGGCCACAGCGACGGUGUCAGCUGGCCCGGACUGCACACCUGCUCGGGACUGGCCGCCCAAGGCGCCUCCAACACACGACGACCCCUCAGACGCUCAGAACAGCGACGCCCUCUCCACGUCCAGUGACCUGCUCAACCUCCUGCUGAAUGAGGACCUCUGCUCGGCCACGGGGUCAGCGCUGUCUGGGAGCGGGGCCUCUGCCACCUCGGACUCCCUAGGCUCCAGCUCACUGGGCUGCGAGGCAUCCCGAAGUGGGGCAGGCAGCAGUGACACAAGUCACACCAGCAAGUACUUUGGAAGCGUUGACUCCUCCGAGAACAACCACAAAGCACACGUGAACACGGACAUGGAGGAGAGCAGGCAUCUCAUCAAGUACGUCCUGCAGGACCCCAUCUGGCUGCUGAUGGCGGACGCUGACGACAGCGUCAUGAUGACGUACCAGCUGCCCUCCCGGGAUGUGGAGUCGGUGCUGAAGGAGGACAGAGAGAAGCUGCAGCUGCUGCAGAAGUCUCAGCCCCGCUUCUCAGAGGACCAGAGGCGGGAGCUGUGCGAGGUGCACCCAUGGGUACAGACGGGCGGCCUGCCUGCGGCUAUCGACGUGACGGAGUGUGUUUACUGUGAGAGCGAGGAGAAAGGCAGCUUGUGCGUGCCGUGUGAGGAGGACAUUCCGUCCUUGGGACUCAGCACUGCCUUAGACACCAAAGAGGAGGGGAAAGGGUGCCCCCCGGGUCACAAGAAGGACAAGCAGACGUAGCCCGUGUGACAGCGUGAGCCACAUGAGAUGGUGCUCGGGAGACACAGAAGACCCUCGUGAUUGUUUCCAAUGAAAUGGACAUAUUUACUUACGUUGCUUUUUUUGUUUGUUCGUUUGUUUUAGAGAAAACUCUGUUCUCUGAAGGGGUGACUUCAGGCUGUGUAGAGGGAAGGGUUUAUACGAAAACACAUUUUUGUAUUUAAAAUAUAGACACGGAGUUUUGGGGAUGGGUGAACACUUGGGUUGCUGUAGAACUUGAGGGGACAGAGUCCUCUUCGUGAGCGUCAGGGAAGUGGCUCCAGUGCCCUCAGACGCCCCCUGCUGUGACCGGACUUCCAUCCAGGUGCCAGCACCUGCCAGCCCCUGAAGGAUGUCCCAAGACAUCAGGCCAGGCUGUGACAAAUCUCCAGGAGGCCGCGUGCAGCCUUGAGCUGAAGCCUGCUACUUUCGAAGCUUUCCACAGUGUGUUUAGUUUGGGUCAAAUCUCUGCCCCCCCAGGACUGUGUCUACCGAAGUUGUCAUUCAUCCAUUCAGGUGUCCGCCAGGACUCAGCUGCUCCUGACCUCCUUCCAGAGUGUCCUUGGACGCGUGUGCAGCAGUGUGAUCGCUCAGCCUUUGCCUCCAGUCCUGUUGGAUAAAACCUCCCGCUGUGACACGGCUUUUUGUUUUGACUCUGGACGACGAAGCCUAGGGGUUUGUGUGACCAAUUCCAUGGGACUAAUGCCCACACCGACCCUCUGAAUAUUUCUACACCACUCUCGUAUCUCUUUUAGACCAUCCUGGCCACCAUGUAGAGAAGAACACGUUAUCAGCUGGGUCCUGUCUUCACGGUGAGCUCCCUCUGCGAACCGGGCUCUGCCCACAGCAUUAGGGGCUCUGCUGUGCUUGUUCCUCAGUCAGAGCCUCAGACACCGGCUCCAGCCCAGCAGAGCCGGCACUGCUUUCGCAGAGAGCAGCCCGUGCCGGCUGUGAGCCUGCGGCUGCAGCUCCAACUGCACCUAUGGCUACCAGGGUCCCUUGCACUCACCCCUCCCUGCACGUGGACAGGCUGUUGGCCCUUAUGUUGUGAGCCCAGCCACGGUGUGCAGCUCCGUCCUGGCACCGGUCAGUGCUGUUGGCAUUUAGGUCAUCUGAACCCAGGGAGAAGGAGGCCACCCUGCCCAGCUUUACCAAACCGCACACUGCACCGGACGUCCUGGAGAUUGUUCUGGAAAGCCUGACGUUGGUGCCUGGUGUGAAGGAGGAGGCACCAGCCCAGGCCACCUUGCUUAAAGCUUCCAGAGUUCCUGGCGCUGGAAAGGAAACAGGCUGUCCUAUCCCUUGGCAGAGACAUGGCUUCGAGAAGGGCAGUGACUCCUUGUCCACAGCUGGUUUUCACAGUAAACCACUUCACGCCUCAAUAUUAAUCCUACUUUUUAUAAAUGCAAGAAUUUUUUUUUUGUUUUUUUGGUUUUUGGUUUUUUGAGACAGGGUCUUGCUA
Molecule: messenger RNA, 5554 nt
Organism: Chinchilla lanigera (long-tailed chinchilla)
Lineage: Eukaryota; Metazoa; Chordata; Mammalia; Rodentia; Chinchillidae
Gene: Per2
Product: period circadian clock 2
Biological process (GO): negative regulation of transcription by RNA polymerase II; entrainment of circadian clock by photoperiod; circadian regulation of gene expression
Cellular component (GO): cytoplasm; nucleus
Molecular function (GO): transcription corepressor binding; transcription cis-regulatory region binding
Source: RefSeq, a predicted model, not a curated record